This is a messenger RNA of Haliotis rufescens (red abalone), 10522 nucleotides long. RefSeq lists its product as uncharacterized. Bases 556 to 3228 code for a protein of 890 amino acids. Lineage: Eukaryota; Metazoa; Mollusca; Gastropoda; Lepetellida; Haliotidae. The record is from RefSeq and is a predicted model, not a curated record. The transcript has 3 exons.
GUGGCUACUUAAACCUCUAAAGUUUAUUGACAACAAGGGCCCUAAUUAGUCACCUUACGGUUCAGUACCCCCUGGGAUGAAAAGAACCUGUAGUACGGCUGGGUUAAUACUUUGCCCAGAACAAUUGAUGUCUUGGGCGGGGCCUUUUGAAUGAAUCACCGAUCUUAGCUUACAGUUGUGGGUCAAAGGUUGAGCGACAUUUUGCUUCAAAUUUGCUUCCCCGUGGGGCCGGUGGUUGUAGUCUGCGCUAUUACUCAACUAGGGAAACAUUCCCCUUUUCGAAUUGAUUUUCUCUAACGUCGGAGAGAUCUUAAACAACUCCUUCUCGCGGGCAGCGCGAGACAGUCGCAUCGCUAUUCACCACAUGCGACCUUCACCUUGGAUGGCAUGUACUCUGCUCUAGUGUGACGUCAAAAUUUCCCCUCCUUCCUCCGAGGCGAGACACACACUUCACCGGCGGAAGAAACAAAAUACAACAGAGACCCCAAAACUGGAUAUCCUCGAACGAUGGACAGAAAUUAAGGAUAUUUAAUUGGUGGUGAAUCAUUCUUAUGUAUGCCUGGUGUUAUUGAUAUGGCAUCAGUUCCGACAUGGCCACAGUCGAGUCUGUCAGCGACCGGAUCAGAAGACAUUGACAGGUUUCGCUCAACAUGGAGACGGGAGGGUGAGGAACGAAACAGGGUAACUGGUGACUCUAUAAUCGUGAAUGGGAUCCGAUCUGGAAGUGACAGAUGUGUAGACGAACAGGAUAUUAACAGUUCAACCAUGGCGGGGAAAAAUAAGGUAGGACAUCUGAAUGACUCUGAUCAUAUUGUGUCAGUUCACAACAAUCCUUUUUUCAAAACUUAUGGGAUUCGAACCCAGCGACCCGAGAGUCGUGUUGACGAUCCAAGUGUGCACGAGGGAUCUGGAACUCUUAGAUCAGCAAAUAUCAAAGAAAAUGAUGGUGUAUUUGAAGAAGAUGAACCCCACGUAUACAAACCGGGAUCAGGGUUUGUACACAAACUUAUGGGCAAGUUCUCCUCACUCUCCACCAGGGAAGACUACAGUUACAGACCGAAGAGGACUUCAAGUUUGGAAAACCUUUUGGACGGACAUCACAAACAUGAUGUACAUAAUAAGGAAGAUGUUCCCAGACGGGUCCAGGAAGGGUUGUCUAGCUUCAGUAAGAGUGUUGAAAACGUUAACCACAUGAGUAAGCCUCUUCGACCUCUUAGGGUACCUACUUAUCGCUCUAUAUCGGAGUCGAGUGAUAAAAAAUCUAAAGUGAAAUCUCCCAGAGAGUCAACGGAUGCACCUUUCUUAGGCCGAGAUGACAUUAUUAUUAUUGAAAAAGAACAUUCGGACAAACAAGACCAAAAAAUAUCUCAGGCAUUGGAUAGUCCAGGAAAAUUCACUGGACCCCAGGUGAUAAGUUUGAAGGAUGACACUAACAAUUUUGAUGAGCUUCCAAAACCCAAUACUGUUCUCAGUGUGCGCAGCAUGUUUGAAAAGCCGACUCCCGCCCCUCCCCUGCCAGUGUACACAACAGCUACAGGGCCUGUUGUUGUUUCUCCAACAAAUAAUUUGAAAAGCCCGCCUUUCUCUUCACACAAGAUUGUUAGCAAAGUUUCACCAUCUGUAUCUACAGAGUCUACACAGAGUAAUGUUUCCAAGACAACAACAGAGGCAGCAACUGGGCCAUCACAGAAGCGCAAGGCUCCGCAACCACCUGUUGGAGUAUUGUUAGAUCAGAAGAGUGGUUUGCCAACUCCAAGACCUCGGUCAAGACAGAGUCCUGUUAUUGCUGUGGCCCCAUUUGUUAAUGAUGCAAAUUUGGUCAAACAAGAAAGUGAGGUUAUCAAAAGUGGAAAUAAUGGGAACGUUGAGUCAGGCGGCAUUUGGCCUGAAGAAUCGGUGUCUAAGGUCUUUGAUUCCUCAGCUGUUAUAAAACCACCAAUAGCUCCUGUGCGGUCAUCUAAAACUAAACAGUAUUCUGCUUCAACCAUAAAAGAGACCACUCAAACCACAGAAAAACACACCGCAAACUCAACUACAAAAUCCGACACAGAUUUCAAGAUGGAAAAAGAGAAACCAUCAAAGGCUGAUACUAAAACUAACAUCAAUGGAACCAGCUCAAAUGGUGGGCUUUCUAGAUCAACGGCAGAACCAGUCUACCCACAAGAACCAAGCUCAAGAAUUCAAACAAGUGUUAGUUAUGAAAACAGUUCGAAAUUUGAUAAUAUAUUUCCAAGUGAAAAAUCCAUUAGUGACUUGGAUACCCAUUUGGAUUUACAUUCACAAGAUCAAACUCCUGUGGAAUGUCUACCUGAGGGAUCUGGACCUAUGAAGGGAAUCCCACGCUUUAUAUCAGAUCGGUUAAAGAAAGACGGGAACCAAACAGGACAUCAUCAAGCAUCGGUCGUAAAUAAUUCUUCUAGUCAAGAGGAAAAUAGUAUACGAUCAUCAACGUCUCAAUCAGAGGCAGAUCCCCCUGUAGCAAGAAAACGCAAGAACAAUACUCCAAUAGAAGAACCCCCAGAACCGCGAGAUAAUGCUAAUCUUUUGAAUUUUAGAAAAAAUCUAAAAUCUGUUUCGGAAUCUAAAAAACCAGUGUCUCAGGUUUUUGAUACAAGUCAAAUUGUCCGGACACCUGUAAACCACAUUCCAAAACUGGAUCUAUCUAGUAUUACAGACGAUCAGCGCAAUGGCUUUCACCCACAGGAGGGAUACAAACCCACGGAUAUUAAACCGUGUAAGAUCAUCUUCAUUGGUGCCAACGUUAAGACGGGUCGUUCGCUACUGGACAAGAAGAAACUGUCAAAGGGUAAGAUCACCUUCAAUGACAACAACAACCAAAUGUUCGAGUACCCAACGGAGGAGGCGUUGCUGGCCGACUACCUGGUACUGCAUCCUGACGAGCCGUCAGAAAUACUCAUCCUGGAAGAUGUGGGGUCCUCCAUGACAGAGUCCUCCGAUGACGACGCCCACCCUCAGACUCCCCGAGGAGGGGCAAGAGAAGGAGGGGACGACACACUCAAGUCCAACACAUCUAUAACACACUCAGGCGGCUUGUCCAGUUAUAAAACCAAGUACAGUAUGGAUUUUGAAUUUGGGGCGUCUAUGAACGAACCAGAGCCCCAAGCAGUGGUGGAACAAGUUGUCGAGGAAGACCUGAACAGCCAGGCCGUACCCGCAGACGAGGAUACCACAUGGUCCACGGAAACCACCUCUGACCUCUUGUUCUAGGAACAUUGUCAAGUGCAUGGAUAUACGCAACAAGAGAACAUUUUGUACAAUCAUGUAUGUACAAGUUUACCAGGAAUAUUUUCCUGGCGGCCAAAGGUGCAGUGGUUAUUGACUAAAGGGAGACAACUCUGUUCUUGUGUGUUGGGUAUCCCCUAGAUAGUGGGUAUAGAAGCAUGAUAUUGUAAUAUACAUUUAUGUGUGUUUUUGCAUUAUUUACAGUUAUGGGUGUAUUAGAUCCAUCUUGUGGUUCUCGACAAGAUGAGGUAAUUCUUCUGGACUCGCCCAGUAUCUUCAUCGUCUCGGACGUUGUCUUUGUGUAUGUAUAUUCGAUGGAACUACUUUUCUAUGUGUGCCAAGAACGCCAUAGUUAUGUAUUCAUACACAGUGGAUUUUUAUCUUUUGAACAUAAAAAUUACAAGCUUAAUUGAUGGAGAUGUGUGAUAGAAUAGUUUGUGUGGUAAAUGAGAGAAACUUACGGAGGUCUUUGUCAGACUUACAUGCAAAGGAGAGGUUCAAGGAAACUGAUUAUUUUAACACAUAUUCUUGAACCAAUCAGCGUUGAAGUGUUUUUAUUUUUAAUGAAGAUUUAUAAUUGAGUCUUUGUUGAUAUCAUAUAAGAAAUGGAGAUUUUUACACUUCUUAAAUCUGAAAAGGUACAAAAAUUUGGUUCUCAGGCAGAUUAUAUUAUAAGUUUACAUGAGCUGGUGGAACCAGAAACAGACACAGCUUUCCUGGAGACGCUCGUAACCAUGGUAACUGUUGUUGGAUAAUAUUAUAACUAGGAGCUCUGAACUCAGUGAUGAUAUAUUUUAUGAAUUAAACUAUAUCAUGAGAAUAUAGUAUAUAUCAUCAGAACAUCGUAUUAUGGUCAAAUCAGAACUUACAUGUUUGAAUGUUUUCAAGUGUCCUCCAUUAAAAUGGAGAUUUCCUUCCUUUCAGAAGUUAUUGUCAUUUUUACAUCAUAAUGAAAUAUUCAGAAGCCUGAGACGCCCUGGGGGCAUACUUUUCUUAUUGAUGACGAUUAUUGAUAAUGACCCGUCUCAUCAUAGUGUUAUCAUGUGAUUUAUCUAAAUACACAGGGACUCAGCUCUCAGAAGAUGAAGUAUUUCGACAUUUUAUUAAAAAAGAAGAGAAUUUUACUUGAAAUGCUCUCAUCUCCUAGCUCUCACCAUUUCAUUCCAUCGUUUACAAGCAACUGAUACUUUGUCUGUCUCACUCGAUCUGUGUAUGCACAAACAUCUACAGGAAGUCAUGAUUAGGAAUUUAACGUGUGAUGAACUCUGGAUGAAAUACUCAAAUGGGUUAAAUACGUCCAAAAACGGGCUACAGACAGCCCACAUGUGUUGAAGGGAGAUAACUCUGUUAUGUGCAAGCUGAGGAUGUUUCUUUAAAUAGUUUCUGUUCCUACUUGUGUUCUGGGGAUACGAAGUGUUCUAUGCUACCACAGAAGCCAAUCUCCAUGUGAUGUUGAAUCUAGAACAGUUUGGUGGGAAAUGUCAUUGUGUGGUUGUUUGUCCCUUAUUUCAUUCGCUUUAUACGUAUCUCGAUUUAAGGAAAGAUGGCCACCAUCUCAAUGACCACAUGGAACGUAUACUACUCCAAAGACAGAUUAACUAUUCAGGUUAUAGUCAUAUGAAAAAAUCAGGUGUUCUUUAACUUUUUUGGAGUAGUGUAUUUGAAGGUUCAUGGCAAACAUAAAUUACUUUGACCAGGGGCAGAUAUCUCCUUUUGAUUUAUGAUGAUGAGAUGUGUAUAGAUAUCAAGCAUUGUCAUUAAGUCAGGGAUGCUCUUGCGGUCAGCUGUAGUUCUCAGGAAAAUAUCUUCUUGUCUGUUCCGACUCUCUACUCAGAAAGAUAAUAACAGCAUGCAACAGACACUGAACUUUUGUAGAGCUCGUUUUUAGGAGCCAUCAGGAUUUGGGAGGAUACAUACCUGUUAAAGAUAUCUUCAUAUUUGCAUAUAGUAUUUUUUGGAUAAUAACCAUAUUUUAAUAUAUUUGGACCAAUUUUGUACUCAGCAAAACAGUGGAGACCAAACCAUCAUUUCAACAUGUUGUCUGUUUCUUUGUGUUACAUCAUCACAAACAUCAACCAGUUGGUCCAAGGGAGGUAAGCCAGUUUCAUGUCGACUGUUUCCCAUAUACUGGAACAAUUGUAUAUUCUCAUUGUCAGUUAUAUGUAAAACUUAUGUCAGUUGAAAUGUGUUCAAAGAACAUUAAGAAUACUUUUUUUUACAAUUUGUUCAAUUAUUUACAAUUAUUCCUAAGCUUUAUCACAUUCAUUCCUCUUCAAGCUUUUCAUCUCUGCAUUCCUUUUUGCUAAAAUUAAAAGUUCAUCUUUCAACUACACAUUGCCAAGAGGGAUAAUUUGUUAUGCUUCAUACUUUUCAUAUUUUUGUAAUUCUUCAUACAGAUCUGUCUGUGUUUACUGAAGUUGGUGCAUUGUUACUGAAACAAGUUAAUAUUGUUUUGCAGAUAAAUAUUUUGUGUAUUUUUGUAUGAGUUCUGCAAGAUAACUUUCAUGUUUAAACAAAAAAUCCUCAAAUUGGAACUUUUUAAGAGACAUUAAAUGUAUCAUUUUUAUUGAGUAUAAAUAAGAUUAUUACAUCUUAAUGUUAAUAAUAAAAUUAAUUAAUUGUUGUGUUUCUUAUUUAUGGACCAUAAAACAUAGACCUUUUUUGGUAGAUAAUUAGUAUAUUUUUGAAUAUGUUAAUCCAUCUUCAGAUAUAGAUUUCUUUCAUCUCUGAUUUGAGGAUUUUGACACAGUGAAAGUAUGUAUCAGUACAAGAUGUCAACUAUCUCAAACACAAGUGAUUCAUGAUAUAAACAAUAAUACAGACAAGAAGAACAUUGGCAAAGUACAUCAUAGAACAGGUAUAAUAGAUACUUCAUAAAGUAUACCAUGAAAUAUUCUAACUAUUUCACCAAUUAUAUACCUUUUUAUUUCAUGCUUCUGAAGUUGAAUAAGUUGCAUUCUUUUAUCAAGUGGCAAGUUAUGCUUCAUAGCAUUUUUUAACCAAUAUGAUUUCUGAAGUAAUUAACAUUCCAUCUUUACCUGACACUUUUACUAUUCCUCUGAAAUAAGCUCACACUAUGUUUCAUAUUCACUAUAUAUUUUAUUUUGUGCCAGUGAGAUUUCUGUAAAAAAUACACUUUUUAUGAUGUAUCCAUUUAUAAAACCUAAAAUGUGAUGUGGAACGACUUUAUUUUGUUCCUUUGUAGAAUAAAUCAAGGGAGGUAACUCUGUAAAAUGCAUCUUAGGAUACCACAACAAAAUGUCCUUCCUGUGACUUGUAUAUAUGUAGAUCUAUGCAUGUUUGUACUAUAACUAUGUAAACACUGUACAUAAGUAACACUGCAUCUGCUGAAAGUGCAAAGCUUAUGUUUUUAUUGUUAUGUACAAAAUGAAAAAUGUUUUACGUUAAUUUGAUAAAUUAGUAUUCAAUGACAUUGGUGUUUUUAUUAGCAUGGUAGAGUUUUGAAGAAUUCCAUAAAAAUAUGUAGGUAUUACCAUAUAAUUCUAGAAUGUAUGGAUAUUUUACUAGUGAGAGUAGCUGGCCUACUGUCCAUGUGUGUAAUUGAUUUGUCUUGAUUUGAGUGGUCUGCACAAUAGUGCAACAUGGAUUAUCUCCCUUUACAAAUAGUCUCAUUGCCGCUUGGCAAGCUCCUAUACUAUUAGCUGCCACCAGUCAGAGCUCCCCGCUGUGAUAGGUGACCACGACCAUGCUUUGAGUUGAACUCUCAACCAAUUCACGUUUAUGUUUACAAACAUGCGAUUACUGUCGUGAAUGCUCUUACCCCAGCUAAAAAAUUAUUUUGUUUGUUUUUCAAUUUGAAUUUCUAUUUCAUUUCAACUAUCAUGUAAUUGGUCUAGUAAGAAUGUAAGGGGGAAUCUAGCUGCAUUUCGUUAAUGUGUAAUCUCAAACCAAUUGGAUCAUUCAAAGAAAACAUAAAUUCAUCUGGGAAUUGGUAAGUCAGUAAACCUUUUCAAAAUUCACUAUCAUGGAAUUCCCAGUGCCAUACACAAGAAAACAACUGUGACUAUGUUUGGGGUUAGAGGGCACAUUUCAAGAUUCUUAUAAUGGCUGCUAUUCUCACUGGUGGCAACAGUGAUCCCGGGAGGGUAACGAAGGUGUCCCAUGCUGGGAAGGAGCUUGCCACAUCAGAUGGUAUAUUCCAUCUCUACACAGAUCACAGACUCUGGGCUGUUUAUGACCUCAGAAACAUGAUAAUUAAUUAAAUCUUUUGUAGAAAUUAAGUUUUCGAAAAAGUCUUUUACUGGUUAAAUAAUUUACACAUGCUACUAUGACAAAUAAGACAUGUUGGGUAUGGAUAACAGCAGAGACCUAUAUCGAUAUGGGCACAUCCAUAUGUAAUACAGAUGUGUGCAGCCCCUUUACAAAGGGCAGAUAUCAUAACCUGACAGUCGCAAGAAUAACCGGAAUGGUUGGCCACCCAUAUUCUGUUGAUCAGCCUGAUGUCUGUGUAGAGAUGAGUCUCGUACCCUCGGAAAUACUUACACGGAUGUUUUAGUAGUUUGGUGAUUGGAUUUUUUUGUUCUUCUAUAAAAGAUAAGACAAUGCUGAUGAACUGAUGAUACACGGUGGGUCAGUGUUGGAAAAUAAGGGGGAUCCUGGGGGCCACAGAGUUUGCUGCUGUAUUAUUUGAAUCCAGGGACCCCUGAGUCUUCAGAUUUUAACAUAAGGGUUUUGAUAAGGACAGCUAGACUUUCAUGCUUAAUUUCCAGCACGUUGUGUGAAACAUAUUCCUUUGGUGUAUAUGGAAAAAAAUGAUUCAGUACUUCCAGUCCAAGAGCUACGUAAAAAUAGAAAAGCAAAAACUGAUCCCGAGAAAUGUAAUGUCUGAACAACACAGCAGCAUGACAACCAGUAACUUCUGUUGUAAUGUCUGAACAACACAGCAGCAUGACAACCAGUAACUUCUGUUGUAAUGUCUGAACAACACAGCAGCAUGACAACCAGUAACUUCUGUUGUAAUGUCUGAACAACACAGCAGCAUGACAACCAGUAACUUCUGUUGUAAUGUCUGAACAACACAGCAGCAUGACAACCAGUGACUUCUGUUGUAGCUGAUGUUUGUGUUGCAUUUUCUGGAGUGACUUUAGGUGAUAAUAUUUCCAGCUCUGUCUUGACGGUAGUGGAUGUUGUGUGUGACUGCCGCCACUGCCGCUGUGGGUCUGCACUGUGGGUCUGCACCUGUAUAAUCAUUCAUCAACACCUUGUUCAUUCAGGAAAAUAACAUCCAGGAAUAUCUGCAAUAUAAGUAAUGAAUGUUAACCAAAAGAUUUUACAUUUUUGGAUCAUACCUUCCUUCUCAAAAUCUUGCAAAAAGUGGCAUACUUUGGUGCUUCAAUGUUUGUUGAAACACUUCCUCCUCUGUCUAGUCUAUCAUGAAACAAACCAUUCGGAGCAACUUCACUUCACACAGAUUAGUCUCUGAAACAUGGGGAGAUAACUCUAAUGACACCAAUUGUUAUGACUACUGAUUUACAUACUGCAUGCUGCUCUCAAGCCCAGACUUCCCAGCUCAACUUCAAAUAUAUCCUCACCAAAUACUUUACAGGUUUGAGUCUGAGGGAUCAGUUUAUUUAGGUUGUGUCCUGCAGCCUUCCUCACCUAUGUGUUUGUGUAUCUUUUAGUUUUAUUACAAGUUUGCAGUGGACUCAAAUCUGAACAACCCCAAACCUGACUAUGCGAACCGAAGACGUUUCCAGUCCAAGCAGUCCAGUUUCCAAUGUAAACUGAUAUAUUCUUCCAUAUACAACUACAAAUUCAUGACUCAAGAUGGGGGUGUACACAAGAGGCUUGCUCUUUCGUAGAUUUAGCCCAUUUCUGGUGCCCCCCGCCGUGAUAUUGCUGGAAUAUUGCUAAAAGCGGCGUAAAACCAGACUCACUCUUUCGUAGAAUCAGGAAGUCAUUAUCUGACAUUACCUCUUCUCUCAGGUUUCAAGCCAAGGGUGUUCGGCAAACAGAUUCAUAAAAACGUUAACUUCAAACUCAAGUUAUGAAAUUGUUUGUCAACAAAAUGUCACUUAUGAUUUAUUCAUCUUUGAAUCUAAUUAAUGGCAAUAAUGGGUUCCUUAAUGAUGAAAAUAAAAAUCUAAAUGAUAUUUGAUUGGCAGCUGGAGAAAACAUUUGAUUGAUUGCAUAGUUUUUUAAAGGUAUUCAGCGUUAUUGGUUCAUGGGUAUUAUCUUAUAACAUUAAUUAAUAUAGUCUGUUAUUGCUUUAAGGUAUGAUUUAAUGAUACGAGGAUGCUUGUCAUCGUAUCCCAAAUGCGUAGAUAUGAGUUAACGUAAACGUGUUGCUCAGUUGAAAUAGCUUUUUUAACAUAUCGCAGUUUCGAUGGGAGCUGUCCCCCAUUUCAAGCUGCCGAAUGUGGAGGACAUGAAUAUUUUAGCGGCUGUUUAUUUUUUUUUAAAUGUCAUUGGGCUGCCUUGGAGUGGAUAGGGGGUUUAUAUUUCAUAGGUGAGUAGUUCAUCGACUGAGUGGAUGUGUGGCCUAUUAUAUGCAGAUUUGUUGUACACCUAGCUCAUCAUUAAUAUAUUUUACUUUGACAAAACCAUACAAAUAUUUCACCAAGACAACUAAACAUUGUCAGCAUAAUUGUCACCUGAGAUUUGUCCCCAUAUCACCAAUGUCUAUACUCACCCAUAGUGUCCGUGUAACCAUGGUAACUGAAUGUAGUUUGAAAGCAUAUUACUAGAAAAUCUAUUGAUAUACCCAUCAAUGAAUAAUGCAUUGUAUCGUGAAAUGUCCGUUACAUUUUUCAAUGACUUGAAGUUUGGGAAAAUGGAGAAAAGUUCUUAAAGAUGACAUACAACUCAUCCUUUCAGGAGGAUAUAAGUCCAUUAGUCUCUUAAAUUAAUGAUGCUUUCAUUUGGAAGCAGUUGGCGGUGGAGUAUCCCCCUCAAAAGUUAAGGCGUAUCAAUAUCUUAUUCAGGUGUAUGAAUCUGUUUAUAACCUUCAGAUUUCAGGAAAAUGAUUUUGAAGUUAUGAUGUCAUAUCACAUUAUUCGUCUUCAGAUUUCUUGUUCGAUGACAUUUUAAUAUUUGACCGAAAUGUUGAAACUUCUCCUUUUCCCAAACAUUGUCUGACCUAUGCCAGAAACAUGUCCGUCGGGGAGAUACGACUUGAUAUUCCCAGGUACCGAUAUAGUGCUGGUGUCCCCCCUGUAUAUAGAGGCUUGACAGCAUACCUGGUCGUCAUACCAAUCAUGCAUUCCUUCUUUGUAUGUAUUCUUAUUUGAUGCAAAUGCAAAUAAAUAUUAGCAACAUG